AUGACUAUGCUAGGUGGUCAAACUCAUGCAUUGGUAUACACCAUAACCGGUGAGGAAUGUGAUAUACAAGAAGACGAUGAUGAAGGAGAUGAACACGACCCUGAAAAGUUAAUUCUAAAAUCAAAGGAUCCAGAGUCCUGGUACAUGUUAAUUAAAACAAAAACUGGUUCUCUUCCCGAGGAGGUUAAGACCUUUGUCUCUCGUAUUCUUAGAGACAUCCAAGACCCUAAAGAGGGAACAAUUGAUGGAUAUCUUAGCACUGCCGCUGCUGCUUACAUCCAAUAUGAUCACUAUGACUGUUUCCAAUGUAGUCGCGUUGCAAAUGCGCUAGCCAUUGGACGGAAUAAAUGUUCGCGAAUCACUCGGAAUUAG
This is a messenger RNA of Diatraea saccharalis (sugarcane borer), 372 nucleotides long. The record is from the annotation of a GenBank genome assembly. NCBI's taxonomy places the organism in Eukaryota, Metazoa, Arthropoda, Insecta, Lepidoptera, Crambidae.